AUGCUGAACCCAAACGAAGAAGAAGAAAACACAGAAGAAAUCUCGAUGGCCACAACUUUGGAUUUAAAACCACCACCUCCGUUUGAUGCAGAGGGUGAUAAUUCCUCGCUAGCCCAACGCUGGAAAGAAUGGCGAGAACGUUUUAAUAUGUAUACAGUAGCUGCCAACAUCGAGGAUGAUGCACAGAAAUGCGCAGUGUUAUUGUAUGUAGCUGGCCCGUCAGUUCAUAAAAUAUUCAAAACACUACAAGACACCGGGACAGAUUUCAAAACAGCUCUAGAGAAGCUCGACGAAUAUUUUCAGCCACAAAAGAACGUAAUAUAUGAACGCUAUGUGUUUAAACAGACACAUCCAACGCCUGGAGAAUCGGUAGAUAGCUACAUAACUCGUCUACGUACACUAGCCGAAACGUGUGAAUUCGAAAGCGCCGAGAAUGAAAUACGUGAUCAGUUUGUUAUGACAUGCUCGUCUCAUGGAUUUCAUACGAAGCUUUUACGCGAGACAGAUCUGACAUUGGCUAAGCUUAUUACCAUGGCACGAGUGAAGGAAUUAGCAGAAAAACAAGCGUUGAAUAUCUCGGGACACAACUCUUGGAACAAUGUUAAUCGUGUAAAAGACGAGGGAAAUGACGAAGCUAAAGACAAGGUAAGACAUGCUAAAUAUGUACCAGAACCACACAAACAAAAUAAAUGCCGAAAUUGUGGAAAUGAAUUUAAACAAGGGCAUAAAGAGGUCUGUCCUGCGAAGGGCAAAACCUGUAGAGCUUGUGGAAAGCUCAAUCAUUUCGCUAGAGUUUGUCGAAGUCGAAAAAAUCCCCCGAAAGAUAGUAAGAAAGAUUCGAGAGAGUCUGUGAGAGUUGCACAACAACAAACCCAAAAACAAAGCCCUCCUAAUUCGUCCGACGAUGAGUAUACUUUCGCUGUUUCAUCAUCAAAAAUAACUAACAUUCAAAUACAGAUCAAUGGGACCCCUAUCGCUGUGGCUAUCGAUUCAGGAGCGACGACAAAUAUUCUUGAUAGUGAAGCAUUCGCUUGUAUUAGGAAAAGAAAUAAACAUGUACAAUUAGAGCCAACACAAACAAAUAUAUAUGCAUAUAAUGCCGUUCAGCCCUUGCCAUUGCUCGGAAAGUGUCAUUUAACGGUUGAAUCGAAUGGAAAGCGUACAAUAUCGACGUUUUAUGUUGUCAACGGCAAAGCGGGAUCACUUCUCGGUAAUGAAACAGCCGCAGAGUUAGGCAUUUUAAAAAUAAAAGUUAAAGAAGUCUCUAAAUUUCAUAGCAUGAAAACAACCGGAAGUCGAGGUAGGAAUGAAAUCAACACCGGAAGCCACUCAAACGGAAGUGACGCGAACAGUCAAAGUGACUCCGGAAAUCGAGAAAUAAGGGACAGAAAUAGCCUGAAAAACAUUGACAUUAAUACACAGAAAAUUUUAGAUAAAUUUCCAGAACUCUCUGACGGAAUAGGAUGUUUGCAAAAUUAUGAACAGUCAUUGCAUGUUGAUCGUACAGUUACCCCUAUUGCACAACGCCCUCGGAGAGUCCCUUUCCAUUUACGAAAGCAAGUUUCAGAUAAACUAGAAGAAUUACAAAGUCUCGAUAUUAUUGAACCUGCCGAAGGACCUACUUCAUGGGUAUCACCCAUAGUAGCUGCUCCCAAACCACACAAUUCAGAUGAAAUCAGAUUAUGCGGAGAUUACCGUAGACCAAAUCAGGCAUUGUUAAGGGAGAGACAUCCAAUCCCAACAGUUGAUGAGUUAAUGGAAGAAAUGUCUGGUGCUGUCGUCUUUUCUAAACUAGACCUCAAAGCAGGAUACCAUCAGAUAGUCCUAGAAGAGAACUCGCGUAACAUUACCACUUUUUGCACACACAAGGGGUUGUUUCGGUAUAAACGCCUGCCAUUUGGUCUGUCAUGUGCUUCAGAAGUAUUCCAAAAUGCAAUACAGCAAGCGCUCCAAGGUUUAAACGGGGUACGAAAUAUCGCGGACGAUAUUAUUGUAUGGGAUAAAACCCAAGCCCAGCAUGACAAGAAUUUGGAAGCACUCUUACAGCGAUUAGUUAUCAAUAAACUUACAUUAAACCUGGAGAAAUCCAGGUUUAAUCAACCGUCACUUUGGUUCUAUGGCUACAUUCUGUCAAAGGACGGGCUGUCAGCAGAUCCAAAGAAAGUCGAGGCAAUUAAAAAUUUCAAAACACCAGCAGAUGCCAGUCAACUACGCGGUUUCUUGGGUCUGGCCAAUUACUGUUCACGAUUUAUUAAGGACUUUUCCACUCUAACAGCCCCUCUACGUGAAUUAACAACCAAAUCGUGCAAAUCCAUGGUCUUGGUAUGCUAGUAUACUUGGAACGUAUGCUAGUCGUUCCAUAACGCCUGUGGAAACUCGCUACUCGCAGACCGAAAAAGAAGCAUUCGCUGCAGUGUGGGGUUGUGAACGUUUUCAUCUUUAUCUUGUUGGAACACAAUUUGACCUCAUCACUGACCACAAACCAUUGGAAAAAAUUUACAGCCCAAAGUCCAAACUGUCGCUUCGGUUAGAACGUUGGUUACUACGAUUGCAAUAAUACAAGUUUAAUAUCAAGUAUCGACCAGGUAGCAGCAACCCAGCUGACGUGUUGUCUCGACAACCUUUAUUCACCAACUACAAGUCAAGUACCAUAGCGGAGAAAUAUGUCAAUUUCAUCCAGAGUCACUCGGUUCCUAAAUCUCUCACGCUCGAUGAGAUUCGUACCGCAACUUUAAAUGAUCCUGAGCUGCAGAGUGUAACUAGCGCAGUAAAAGAAGAGCGAUGGAACAAAACAGAUAGUCGUUUAAGCCAAUAUCGUAAUCAGCACGAACAGUUGACAGUUUCGGAAUGUGGAGUUAUACUACGAAAUUCACAGAUCGUCAUCCCAAAGAGUCUCCGUAGUCGUGUCCUUUCUAUUGCUCAUGAAGGACAUCAAGGGAUAGUUAAAACUAAAAUGCUUGUGCGCAGUAAAGUAUGGUGGCCUGGUGUUGACAAGCAAGUGGAGCAAACGGUUAAAGAAUGUAUACCCUGCCAAGCAGCAGUACACCAGUCACCAAAAUGUCAACCACCCCUGAAUAUGACAAAGUUACCUCCACAUCCUUGGCACACAUUUAAUGCAGAUUUCUGUGGUCCAUUCCAAAAUGGCGAGAAAUUGUUGGUCGUGAUUGACGCCUAUUCCAGAUAUCCGGAAGUUGAAGUUAUGCAAAGCACGACAACCACGGUUGUGAUCUCCAAACUCCAAAGAAUCUUUGCUCGACAUGGAUAUCCCGAAGAAUUGAUAACCGAUAAUGGACCCCCGUUCAAUGCGGUAGAGUUCACCGAAUAUCUAUCUGCACGUGGAGUUCAUCACCGCCGAAUCACACCUUAUUGGCCUCAAGCCAACUGUGAGGCAGAGCGAUUCAUGAAAACAGUAACAAAAGCAAUCCGUACUGCUCAUUCGGAAGGAAAAAGAUGGCAAAGUGAAUUAGACCUUUUUCUUCUCAACUACAGAUCCACACCUCAUUCUACGACCCACACUAGUCCAGCUGAACUUUUGUUCAAUCGCUCAAUUAGAAAUAAGCUUCCUAGUUUCUCGUCCCUACAACACGGUGAUGGCCCUGAGGAACACCGCGUUGUUCGAGAUAAGGAGGAAAAUGAGAAAAUGAAAGUCCAUGCUGAUAGAAACAACAACGCGAAAGAAAGUCAGUUGAAAGUUGGUGAUUACGUGCUAAUGCAAGUCCCAAAGGACAAUAAGUUAUCAAUGUCUUUCAAUCCAAAACCAUUUCAAGUGAUUGAAAUCAAAGGCAACAUGGUAACAGCUCGUAAUACAGAGCGCAUCCGGAAUGUAUCGUUUUUCAAAUGUCUCACAAAUUACAAGAACGCAAGUGAGGAAGACCAGAAUGAUGAAGAAGAAGAAUUUGACGACGACAGCAACCAGCAAUAG
Paramuricea clavata is the source of this 3922-nucleotide messenger RNA. The record is from the annotation of a GenBank genome assembly. NCBI's taxonomy places the organism in Eukaryota, Metazoa, Cnidaria, Anthozoa, Malacalcyonacea, Plexauridae.